Molecule: messenger RNA, 1569 nt
Organism: Asparagus officinalis (garden asparagus)
Lineage: Eukaryota; Viridiplantae; Streptophyta; Magnoliopsida; Asparagales; Asparagaceae
Product: glyceraldehyde-3-phosphate dehydrogenase GAPCP2, chloroplastic-like
Exons: 14
Coding region: 1-1230 (409 amino acids)
Biological process (GO): glucose metabolic process
Molecular function (GO): NADP binding; NAD binding; oxidoreductase activity, acting on the aldehyde or oxo group of donors, NAD or NADP as acceptor
Source: RefSeq, a predicted model, not a curated record
AUGGUAAUUGAAGAAGUACUCAUUAAUGUGCAGGUAUUCUGCCAUGGUACUAAAAACAGUCUGAAUUCAGUUAGACUCAGCUCUAGUAUUUUCGGGUCUUCUGUUUCCCCAUUAGAAGUACCCUCUUCGCAGAUAUCUAGCAGCAGAAGCCUUCAGCUUGUGAAAGCCACAGCCACUGAGGCUCCUCCAGCUGUUCCAAGAUCAUCGAGUGGUGGGAAGACAAAGAUUGGCAUAAAUGGUUUUGGUCGCAUUGGGAGGUUGGUCUUGCGCAUAGCCACCACUAGGGAUGAUGUUGAAGUUGUAGCAGUUAAUGAUCCAUUUAUUAAUUCUAAAUACAUGGCAUACAUGUUGAAGUAUGAUUCCACUCAUGGAAUAUUCAACGGAACCAUUAAGGUUGUGGAUGAGUCCACAUUGGAAAUAAAUGGGAAGAAUAUUGUGGUUACAAGCAAGAGGGAUCCAGCAGAAAUUCCUUGGGGUAAUUUUGGUGCAGAUUAUGUAGUUGAAUCUUCAGGGGUUUUUACAACUGUGGAUAAGGCAUCAGCUCACUUGAAGGGUGGUGCAAAGAAGGUGGUCAUAUCAGCUCCAUCGGCUGAUGCUCCAAUGUUUGUUGUUGGAGUUAAUGAGAAUAAGUAUCAACCUAACAUGAAUGUUGUUUCAAAUGCAAGUUGUACAACUAAUUGUCUUGCUCCUCUAGCCAAGGUAGUCCAUGAGGAAUUUGGUAUCGUUGAAGGUCUUAUGACAACAGUCCAUGCAACAACAGCAACCCAGAAGACUGUUGAUGGUCCCUCAAUGAAAGACUGGAGAGGUGGCCGUGGGGCUAGUCAAAAUAUUAUUCCCAGCUCAACUGGUGCAGCGAAGGCUGUUGGCAAAGUUCUACCAGAAUUAAAUGGGAAACUUACAGGGAUGGCUUUCCGUGUUCCUACACCUAAUGUUUCUGUUGUUGACUUAACUUGUCGACUUGAGAAAAGUGCUUCUUAUGAUGAUGUUAAGGCAGCUAUCAAAUUUGCAUCAGAAGGGCCACUGCUAGGCAUACUUGGCUACACUGAUGAAGAUGUAGUUUCUAAUGAUUUUGUUGGUGAUUCAAGGUCAAGCAUCUUCGACGCAAAGGCUGGCAUUGGAUUGAGUGCUUCCUUUAUGAAGCUCGUCUCUUGGUAUGAUAACGAAUGGGGCUACAGCAACCGAGUCUUGGACCUGAUCGAGCACAUGGCCUUGGUUACCGCCACACGCUAAUUUGACCUCACGAGAGCAGGCAUUUGCUGGUUGAGGGUCAAAAUUUUUUUUUUCUUUGGCAAUAAUUUUUGAUGGGGUUGCCUUGUUAGACAAUUUUCCGGACUGAAAUAAAACAUAGCAGAUGAGAUCUAAUGCAGUAGCUAUAAAAUUUGUCAGAGCAAGAACAGGAAAAAUUUUAUUCAUGUGAAACAGUUGUAGUUUCUUCAAUGGGAUGGAGGUUACUUUGUGGUGAGCAGCAUUAUAAUGUGGGUCCAGCUGAUUCCUAGGCUCCAUUCAGCUGCUAUAAUUUGUAUGAGCGAGAAUAUAAAAUCUAAUCAUAUGAAACAGCUGUAAGGUCCA